UUGUGUUUUCACCGUAACCGGAUAAAGAUAUGUAGUCAAAAUAUGAGAGUUUUUGGAUAUUUUGGUACAGUUUUCCUUGUGUACGCUUCACAACUUUUGGCAGCUCUUCUUUGUCAAGCAGAUGCUAAAUUUGAGGAAAGCAAUAUAAAAUUCGCACAGAGAAAUCCAACUUUAAAAAAAUAUGGCAACAAGUACAAUUUAGGAAAGGAUUUGAAACAUAAUAGAAUUGUGGGACCCAGGGAGAAAGAGGACAGUUCUGCGGCAAAAAGUAAAGAAGCAUCUUCGAUUGUGCCCGGUGGACGAAUCGUCAGCAAGGGCCAUAUUAAUACUAAAAAGAAUGGUCAAACUGGAGAUAAGGCGGCUGACAAAUUAACGAGGUCAUCCACUUUUUCUCAUACUCUAGAAGAAGCAAAAGAGUCCGGACGCAAGUCUACUGCUACACCAACAAAUGGGAGAAAGGCUACUCACUCUAAAAAGUCCAAACUGUCAAAAAAUUUGCUUUCUGAAAAAUCAACCAAAACACAUGAGAAGGACAACAUUGAUCAAAAGAAGAAGAAAAAACUAUUUAAAAAAUAUGCUUUAGUUCAAUCAUUUUCUCCACUUCAGUCUUCUGAAGAGUACCUGCCGAUUGCAGCUGGUGGUGGAGACCAAGGAUAUGGGUCACUGAUCGAAAGCGACCAAACAGGGGAUGUCCGAGACCAGGGUCAGGCUCAAGAGCAGCAGCAGCAGCAGAUAGGCUAUUUAAAUUCGAUGUCCCAGUACGACAGCGCAGGAUAUCAACAGGGCAGUCAGUCAUCCGAUACAAAUGUCGCGCAGGCUAACAACAAUGACGCUGGUCAGAUUGAAGGAGGACAACAGCCUUCCAGUCUGGAACAGGCAAUUCAGUUACAACAGGAGUCAUACACUCAGCACCCUCAAGAGCAGGGACAGGAGGAGCAAGGUACAGAGCUGGUAGGACAAGAAGGCCAAGCGACAGAUGGUGGGCAAUUACAAUACCAGAGCGAACAAACAGGUCAGGAGCAAGAGCAAGGUGGUCAAGAAGGAGUUCAAGAACAAGGAAGAGGUCAAACGGGUUUUGAACAAUCGGAGUAUCAGCAGGAGCAGGCACCAGACCCUAAUGAGCAGCAGUCACAUUCGCAAGGACUUGAACAGCAACUACAACAGCAAGCACAGUCACAAGAGUACCAGCCUCAAGCACAAGAGGAACCCCAAGAGUCAGAGGGUGCCCCUGUAGAAUCGCAAACCCUCGCAACGUCUUCUAAUUCUCUUGGUAACUUAUUUAGUUCGGAAGGUCAGCAAACAGCAGAACAAGAAGGGCAGGGAACAGUAAGUUACUCAAGUGAACAGCCUAUUGAAGGAGCAGAGAAAGGUGCGCCUCCUGGUAUCCAGUACGCUUCUUCUAUAGAGGAAGCACUUAAAGAGCCAGCUGAGACUCCUCCGGAAAGUAGUAACGAUGGAGGAGAAAAUCAGGGUAGCAUUGGGGGAACAGACAGUGCGAAUGCUAUUAACAUCGGUGGUGGUUCGGAUUCUAAAGAAGAAAACAAUGGUUAUAUAGGAGCAGGAACUGUCACUGCACCGUCCACCUAUCAGUCUGCUGCUUUUGAUGAUAACGGGAAUACCCUACAACCAGGAACUUCACCUGAUGCUAACGCAUACGCUUCAGAAAAUGAUCAGACCUCAAACAGUGAGGCUACUGGUUUCGACGGAAAUCAACCAUCACCAAGCGCUUCCCCCCCGGAGGAACAGGGUUCAUAUGGCCUUGCUGGACAGCAAUUUAAGAAACCAGGUCCAGGACCGAAGGUGCCUUCACUUGAAGACGAUUUUUAUAAGAUCAUCAACAUCGCAAAUAAAAAUGGUCCCAUGGCAGUAAAAGGAUGUAAAGGAUGUCCACCCCAUGCCAAGUGCAUAGACAAAGUGUGCAUAAUCAAUGAUGAUCAGCCCCUGGCACAUAUGCUGAACGCUCUAUCAGUUCCGGACCCAGGUAUGCAUGUCACGUCGUUCAAGCUCACUUUUUCUUUAAAUCGGUGA
Molecule: messenger RNA, 2028 nt
Organism: Stylophora pistillata
Lineage: Eukaryota; Metazoa; Cnidaria; Anthozoa; Scleractinia; Pocilloporidae
Source: RefSeq, a predicted model, not a curated record